Molecule: messenger RNA, 2248 nt
Organism: Patella vulgata (common limpet)
Lineage: Eukaryota; Metazoa; Mollusca; Gastropoda; Patellidae
Product: macrophage mannose receptor 1
Exons: 7
Coding region: 65-1426 (453 amino acids)
Molecular function (GO): signaling receptor activity
Source: RefSeq, a predicted model, not a curated record
CUGUGUUUUAGUAAUACCCAAGGGUAAGAGCCCUGGUGGAUUUUGGGUCGACGCUCCAUGUCGUAUGAAACAGAGUUAUAUCUGUCAAACUCUUAGAAGUCCAAGUUUGCCAAACGUGGGUCCAAAUACUUCUGGUUGCUCCAAUGGUUACCAGCGAUUUGCAGGAAGCUGUUAUGGUCUGAAGACAACCAAGAGAAAUUGGGCGGAUGCUCAGACCCAAUGUCAGUCGGAGGGGGCUAACCUGGUGUCGAUAGCCAAUGUAUAUGAACAGUCAUUUGUGUCGUUAUUGGUGUUCGAGAACAACGGCCAUAUUUGGACGGGUUUAAAUGAUAAGCAGAAAGCUGGUAAUUAUCAGUGGAUUGUCAAUUCUGAUCGAGUCACCUACACCAACUGGGGUUAUAAUGAACCCUCGAAGAAAGAUGGAGAAGGGUGUGUCUCCAUGAGAGUUAAUAAUAAAUGGGACGAUUCCCGGUGUAACGCAUCUUUUACCUAUGUCUGCGAAAUAGUUGUCACUUCCCAGGUCCUAACAACACCGGCUACAGUUGCAACUUGUCAGAAGAGGUGGACACCAUUUAAUGGCCGCUGCUACCGGGAAUAUUCCAACAGGAAUGCAUCAUGGUCUGCAGCCAAUACGAGGUGUAAACGAAGCCGAUCAGAUCUGGUCAGCAUCCAUAAUGCGGACGAGGAUACAUUCAUUUCAUCACUUAUAACAAACUCAGCUAAAGAUAUCUGGUUAGGCUUACAGAGAGCACAGAAUGGUGGUUAUCAGUACAGUGAUGGUACACCAACUAACUAUAUGAACUGGGAUGUAAAUGAGCCUACAGAUGUUAAUAACAAGUCGAGACAGAAUUGUGUAGCUCGAAUAGCUGCUAGUCAGAGGUGGAAUGACCUAACCUGUAGUUUUAAAAAGGGCUACAUCUGUGUUAAACUAAUGGCUUUAAAAACGCCUGCACCAAACGUCAUACCUAUUACUCCAAAACGUCAAACCCCAGCUCCUGUUACCAAGCAACAUAAUGUCCCCAGGACAUUGUUUCCAAACAACCUAACUCCAACGGUAACAGCUGCUCCGGUUAAACAAACGACAAAGAAAGCGGCUACCCAAGGAAACGUUCAAACGAACGCACCAGUAACUCCGGUCGUCACACCAGCACCUACACAGUUUACCAGACAAAAUGGUGCCAUCACUCAGGCUCGUCAAAUUCAAGGAAAUCCAAACACUAAUGACAGUAGUGGACUGUCAGACGGAGGUGUUGCAGGAAUUGUUAUAACUGUACUGUUAAUAGUUCUAGUUGGUAUGUUGGCUUUCGGGUUUAUGGCCAAACGAAAUAAAUGGACAUUUGCAUCAGUACGAGGAGCCGUCGGGUUUGAAAAUGCCUUAUAUAAUAAUGGUGACCAAGCUCUAACUGUACAGUCGAGCGAUGCAUAAACAGGAAUAAAAACACUUUAUUUAUUUUUAUUCGUGAAUCGUUCAUCUUUACCGUGUUUAGUGUUCUAUCUGGAUUAUCGCCCUUAUUAUUGUUAAUUUUGUGACCUUCAAAGUAAUGACGUCAAUUGACAGACUGUAGCCAUUCAGCAGACGACCACCUGCUUUAUUUCUAUGGCUUCUGUCUGAUAAUUUAUUUCUAUGUUUUUCUUUCUUUUAUUUUAUAACUAUCGGUUGGUCCGUUGUAGCACCGAUAUAACCAUAUACCGGAAGUAGCAUAACUCCGAAACCGGAAGUGAUAGUCCAUUGCCACCAGGCCGAUGUUACUUUCCCGAUCCGAGCUACCCCUGGGCCAGCCCUAGUGUAGCCGCCAGAACUGUACACAGACAGGCAAAGGACAGACAGACAGCCAGACAGACGGACAGCCAAACGACAGUCACAUAUAUCAGUAUAUCUAUAAACAGGUACAACAUGCUGAGUUAAAUAUAAACAAUAUAUAAUAUUGUAAACAAGAAUAACACUGUCCAAUAUACAGUAUAACCAAUAUAUGAUAUCGAUUUCCAUCUUAAGAUAGGACAAUAUACAGAUUACAAUCUGUAUAGUUUAUAUAACUGUAUAUAGCAACUUUAUCACUAAAUAUAGCCCAAUUUUGAAUGCUAAGGGUUGGUUAUUUCAAUUAUGUUUGAUGUUUAAUAAAUGUUAUUUCGUUUUAGUUUUUUAUAUAUUUUACAUGUCAUUGUUAUGACGUAACGUUAGUGUAACCAGAAUAGUAACGCAUUAAAAUGGCCUGACGAUUCGUUUAAUACCGAUGAAAGUACUAGCCAA